AUGGAGGAGAUUGCCGAGGCGUACACGCGGCCGCGGCGCGACUUUGGACGGCCGUGCAAUUUUUCGUUGCGCGAAGCGGCGCUGCUGGUGGACACGUCGACGGGAAGCCGGAUCGAGAUCCGGCCCGAGGCCGAGCUUGAGGAGGAGUAUGUUGUUCGAAACCCAGUGGAGCGUGCUGUUGAGCGGCGGGAUGUCAUGUCUGUCCACGAGGUGAACACUGAGCACAUCCAGACCGAGUCGCGCGGUGUGCUGCAUGUCGAGGGCGGUUGGCCCAAGGACGUCAACUACAUGGAGGCCGGCUCUAAGGAGCGGUACAAGCGCAAGGUGGAGAAGGACGACGACUUUGUGUACCGAGUCAAGGCGCUCGGCGAGCAGGUCGAGGUGGCCAUCAUGGAGAACAACGCCAUCGACAUCUACGAGAACUACUUUGUGGGCGAGGAGGUGGACCACUCGGGCGAGCCGCCGUCAGCCAAGACGCUCACUGUCUUUCGCGACCCGGCCGAGCUGAAGCGGACAGCGGCAGACGUGGCGUGGCAAGGCGACAACUCGUCCAAGAUGGCGAUUGCGUACUGUGAGCUCCAGUUCCAGGGUAUGGUCGAGGGCACCUCCAUGUCGUCGUACGUGUGGGACGUAGAGAACCCCACGGCGCCCGAGCUGGAAAUUGUGCCGUCGUCGCCGCUCUGGUGCCUCGAGUACAACCCCAAGGACCCGCACAUUCUGCUCGGCGGCUCGCAGAAUGGACUCAUUGCGUUCUGGGACACGCGCAAGGGCGCGUCGGCCGCCAACUCGACGUCGUCGGUCGAGCGCUCGCACCGCGACCCGGUGUACUCAGCGCGCUGGAUCCAGUCCAAGUCGGCGUCCGAGUGCUUCUCCUGCUCGACCGACGGCAUGGUCCACUGGUGGGACAUCCGCAAGCUCGGCGAACCGCUCGACUCGCUCCGGCUCCGCAUCCCCAAGGGCGAUGGCACUAUUCUCGGCGGCGUCGUUCUCGACUACGACUUUUCCAUGCCCACCAAGUACAUGGUCGGAACCGAGCAGGGCGUCAUCCUCAACUGCAACAAGAAGGCGCGCAAUCCGAAUGACAAGAUCCUCCGCACCUUUAACGGCCACCACGGGCCCAUCUAUGCUCUCCAGCGCAACCCGUUCUUCCCCAAGUUCUUCCUCUCGGUCGGCGACUGGUCAGCCCGCAUUUGGAACGAGGACACGGCGUCGUCGAUCAUCACCACCAAGUACCACAUGUCGUACCUGACCAACGCCGCCUGGUCGCCCACACGUGCCGGCGUCUUCCUCACCGCCAAGAUGGACGGCACCGUCGACAUCUGGGACUACCUGCACAAGCAAAACGACCCUACCCUCUCGCUGCAGGUCUCCGACUACGAUAUUCGCGCCCUCGACUUUCACGGCUCGGGCCGCUUUGUCGCCGUCGGCGACGGCGAGGGCACCACCACUCUGCUCCAGCUCUCGCCGGGCCUCUCCGAGAUGCAGAACCAGGAGCGCCAGACCAUCGGCGCCAUGUUUGAGCGCGAGCAGAAGCGCGAAAAAAUGCUCGAGACCCGCGCCCGCGAGCUCAAGAACCAGUCCAAGAUCCAGGCCGAGAUGGUCUCGUCGCAGCUCGACGACAUCGCAGAAGUCUCUGAGGAGCAGCUCCGCCAGGCCGAGCGCGCCUUUUACGACGCCGUCCGCCAGGCCGAAGAGGAGCAGAAGGCGCUUGGCGGCGGCGAGUCGUCGGUCCAGGAGUACUAA
Messenger RNA from Thecamonas trahens ATCC 50062, 1743 nucleotides. RefSeq names its product axonemal outer arm dynein intermediate chain 1. Gene Ontology annotation, cellular component: outer dynein arm. The transcript has a single exon. The record is from RefSeq and is a predicted model, not a curated record. Gene Ontology annotation, molecular function: dynein light chain binding; dynein heavy chain binding. Gene Ontology annotation, biological process: outer dynein arm assembly; cilium movement. NCBI's taxonomy places the organism in Eukaryota, Apusomonadida, Apusomonadidae. The coding region runs from base 1 to 1743 and encodes 580 amino acids.